Messenger RNA from Trichomonas vaginalis G3, 522 nucleotides. RefSeq names its product phage tail repeat-like family. NCBI's taxonomy places the organism in Eukaryota, Parabasalia, Trichomonadida, Trichomonadidae. The coding region runs from base 1 to 522 and encodes 173 amino acids. The record is from RefSeq and is a predicted model, not a curated record. The transcript has a single exon.
AUGGAUGAUGAAAAUAAAGUUAAAUUCACUGCUCAAGAUUUAUAUGAUAAGAAAGCAGACAAAACAGAGCUUCAAACAUUAAAGACUGAAAUUCUUCAAACAUUAUAUCCUGUUGGUUCUAUUUAUACAUCAAUGAACUCAACAAAUCCUUCAGAAGUUUUAGGUUUUGGUAUGUGGAAGCAGAUUGUAGAUAAAUUCUUAUACUGUGCUAGAUAUUCAAAGCAAACAGGAGGUUCGAAGAAAAUUAAAGAAGCAAACUUACCCCCGCACACUCAUACAGGAACUACAAACUUUUCUGGCGACCAUAGCCACUCAUUAAGAGACCACCCAUUAUACAACUCAGAAUAUGAAGCUGGCUAUGAUGUUUUAUCUCCAGAUUAUAACCAUUCAGCAAAAAAGACUUUUCGACCAACUGAACCAGGAGGAAAUCAUGUCCAUACUUUCACAACAAAUCCAACAGGUUCAGGUAAAGAUUAUAUGCCACCAUUUGUGACUGUAUUUGCAUGGUACCGUGUUCAAUGA